Messenger RNA from Myxocyprinus asiaticus (Chinese sucker), 9804 nucleotides. It is a transcript of the gene tet1, whose product is annotated as tet methylcytosine dioxygenase 1. Gene Ontology annotation, biological process: positive regulation of transcription by RNA polymerase II; oxidative demethylation. Lineage: Eukaryota; Metazoa; Chordata; Actinopteri; Cypriniformes; Catostomidae. The record is from RefSeq and is a predicted model, not a curated record. The coding region runs from base 518 to 6190 and encodes 1890 amino acids. Gene Ontology annotation, cellular component: nucleus. Gene Ontology annotation, molecular function: DNA binding; DNA 5-methylcytosine dioxygenase activity; zinc ion binding. The transcript has 12 exons.
GCAUGGUGAAUUAUUUGCCUCAUAAGUAUUGAUAUGACAGACUUGCUGCUGGCUGCACAAAUUGUGUUGAGAACAGAAUCCAGUCCGGGUUUUCCCGCCACCUCACGGACGUCCAUGAAAUAGCCUGAAGUCGACUGGAGAGUGUUGGUCGUGUCUGGCAGAGGACUGCGGUGAAUGGAUUGACAUAUGUAGGAUUUGCCUUUUUUUCGAUGCUUUACGCUCUGUGGCAGCAUGUCAGUGAUACAGUUGAAAGUUUCAUCGUGAAGUCAGCAGACCGAGCUGCUUUUCACGCGUGCCAAGAUAGGCUCGAUCGAAGAGAAAAUGCUGAACGAUCAGUCGUGUCUUACAGGCGGGGAAUAGUACUUCUCCGGUAACCAAUUAUCCAUAUGUGAUCUUGAAACAGGCAACAGUACAUGAAAGAUUUGACAAGUACUAUUGUCCAGAGUCAUCAGUAUUCUGUUUCCCAUGCCGGCUGUCCCAUACCCUACCUCCCACCUCCUCCUCACUCAGCCCAGCUAUGCCUCGCACUCCCAAAUCAGCCAAAAAAUCUUCACAUACAUCCAGAAAGCAAAAUGUCAGGGGUGUGAAACCUUACAUGACUACAAGACAAACAGCAAACUCACUCAAAGCUAACUGCUCUGCCACACUCAGGAGGCAAGACCAGAUCAGGAAGUCCACAGACAAGAGACGGGCAGCCAAGGAUGCCCAGAGGAGUCCUGCCAGCAAGCCUGGCGCGAGGAGUGUCAAGACUGCCCCCGUUGUUAAAGUAUCCAGACAUACGCGUGCUUCUUUGAAGCAAAAUGGCUUGUUGUCAAAACGUAAUGGCCAAGGGAGGUCACCUCGAAAUAGUCGCUUGUGUCAGAACGUACUACGAGAAGUUGAGUCUCGCAGGAGGGCGGUUACGAGGAGAAAGGGAGGUCAGCAGAUCAGGGAACAGGAUACUGAUACAAAAAGGCCCGAACUUCAUGAUCUUAACAGUGAUGGGCAAAAAAAGAUCACUGUUAUUCCUACUGGAGAGGGACUGACCAUUAACAUAAGCUCUGAGGAAACUGCGGAGGAUCACAGAGAGACUGUUGUUCUCAACACUGACAAGGCAGAGGAGGAGAAGGUAAAGGCAAACACAGAAACUGUACAAAACUGUACUGAUACAGAGGUUGCCCUUGUUGAGCAGUGUGACACUUCAGAGCUCAAACCCGUCAAUAACGUGAACUUUGCCUACAACACUGAUACCUCAGGCCCAACAGUUCCCUCCCCUACACAGUCAGAUAAGUAUGUUUCAGGUCAGAAUGAGCAGGACAACGAAAUUGACUUUUCUGACAGUUCUUGUGAAACCACUCCAGAAACCUCUGCAGAAGCAGGUGAGACUGUGACGUCCCCAAUUUGUCAAUCCCUUAAAGAAUCACCAGCACUUGAAAACAUCACAGAUUCUCCCCAGGUAGGAAAAACAGAGUUGCAAAGCACUGAAGACGGCGAUACCAAAGAUGAAAUUGACGAUGCUGAAAUGUUAAUGAAGAAAGAGGGAGCGCUUUCUCUCCUUUCUCUGAGUGCAACCAUUUACAACAGCACUCUUUAUGAUACAGACCGUGAGCCUCAGGCAACAACAUCUUUUAACGGCAUGCUUUCCAAUAGCACAGAGAGCACCCAGUCCUCUUUUGACUGCGAGUCAGAGUUGGUUCUAGUGCACAGAACAUCAGGAAGCCCUUCUCCCGAGGAUGAGGAUAUUCAGCUGAGUUUACUAAGAGUUCAAGAGAGGAGAGAGAGAAAGAAGAGAAGUCAUUGCGGCUUUUGUGUGCCCUGUCUGCGCAAGAUCAACUGUGGGGAAUGCAGAAGUUGCCUGAACCGAAAAACGGGCCAUCAGAUCUGUAAGCUCAGGAAAUGUGUCGAGCUGAGGAAAAAGCCUCUAAUGAUCUUUACGGGAGAGGUAGGGUGCAAGGAUAUUUCCAAACCACUGAAAAAAAAGCGAGUUUCAAAGGUUGAGUCAGAGUUAAAUUCAGUAAAUGGCACAGACUCGGAGCAGAUGGAGGAGACCAGUGUGUCACCAGAGGAAGAAGAGCAUUACAUAUCCCAAACACACAAUGUCCCUGAUUUUCUCACGCCUCUCCAGCAUGGCCUGGCAACAGCACCUCCUGGAAAGCAGCCCUGGACCACUGAUAGCAAAUUUGUCCUUCUCAUCUCUCAAACUACUCUAAAUGGUGCUGAACACAUCAACCCAAACACUGAGAAACAUGCUGAACUGUCCUGUAGAACUACAACCAUGACUCAUGAACUUGAGGCACCUCAAGAAAAGACAGUUCCGUUGAAGAAAAUCAAACUGGAGGAGCAACCGGUGGAGAUAGAUAACCAGCACUCAAUGCACUUAGAGUCUAACGGGUGCUAUGAGGAUCCUUUAUCCACUCUAGCAGCUGUAGUCUGCUUCUGUAGUACAGAUAGGAAAGGUAUUUUUGGGCCUCAGGCCUCAGAUAUCUGUUCUUUAAAAUCUGAGCCGAAAGAAGAGCCUGAUCAGUGUCAGUCAAUUCAAGGAAAACCAGCAAAACCUCCUCAGCAAGAUAACAUUGCACUAUCUUUACCCAGUGUCCAGUCUCUGGUCCAGCAUAGGAAUAUUAGUGUUGAUCAGGCUAUAGCUAUUGAGGCCUUGACCCAACUGGCAGCUACUCAACAAACGGUGCCCUUCAGAACAGAAGACCAGGACACUCAGCAAGAAAACCCAACGUCUACAUACUCUGCUUCAAGCAACCACAAACCUCCUCUGGAGGCUAAAUCAGUUUCAGAUAUUUUCUCUAACAAGGUCUCAGUAAUUAGUUCAUCCAUGCACCAGACAUCUGUCAUCCGCAGCCCUUUGAAUAGGCAGGCAAACUUCACCCAAAAUCAGCGCUGUGCACCUACCCCCAGAAAGCUUUCCUUGAAGGAUCUUCUGGUAGCUAGUUCAGAAUGUGAAAAGCUAUCGGACACUGCAGAGAACCAAAGAUAUGGCCAAGCAAUUUGUAAAGCUGACAGGUUAGAAGGCACUUUUAAGAAAGUAAAACAUGGUGAUGGGACUCCUAUCUCAAGAAAGAGGGAUGAGGAGGAAGUUGCUGCUCAAUUGGUGCAACUUGCAUUCAUGAUCCAAUCAAGACAAUCGAAGCAAGUCUCAGAAAACAGUCCGCUGAAAGGAAUGCCAGCUCAGACCAUGAAAUACAAUAAUAUUUUGGGGCAGCACUCGAGAAAACAAAGGAAACCUAGAACGGCACCUUCAAAACCCAGAAUAUCUAAGAAGAAAGCUGGUGAAGUUGAGGACAACCAUUGUAGGAUUCCACUGGCCAAGAGGACACCCAACAGAAAGACCCCGCUCAAGGCCACAAUCCAGAAAACCAUUUCGCAACAUAAGAUGAGGUUUCAGCACAAAAGGAGUCCAUAUCUUCCACAAGCUCAGAUAGACCUGAAAAAAUACAUAGCAGAAGCUCAUCAUGAGAACAGGCAGCUCUUAUAUUACAGCAACUCUCUGAAGAAAGAGCAUUUAGACUUUGAAACAAUCACAGGCUCUGGGAAACAGAAUGGCUUUCACUUUAAACACGAGCAUAGUGACAACACUGUAUCACUGCCAAAUGGACUCUUCCACAAUCAUACAAAUGACCAUCUUGGUGCUUGCCAGUGGAGGAAGCAUGAAUGUGAACAACACAUGAUUUCUCAGGCAUCGAAAACCUAUGAUGUGCUAAACCAUGGUGCUAAACAACAACCUCAGCACACCAUGCCCAGUGUACUUUGCAAAGACUUGCCACAAAGCCCAGGGGUGAACCAUAAAACAAACAAUUUCAACUAUAAUCAACACUUGCACACAAAUCUAAAUGGACAUUACAAAGUGGAGAAGUCUGGUGGCGUCACGGUGCUGUCCACAUCCACUGUACAUUUGGAAAAUGGUGACUUGCCAUACACUGGAGAACAGACUCCCCCCAAGCACACUCUAAACAGCUUUUUGGAGUCUCCAAUGAGGUUCUUGGACACACCAACCAAGAACCUGCUCAACACCCCCUCCAAACAAUCCACUGAACUGCCCUCCUGUGACUGUGUGGAACAAAUUAUUGAGAAGGAGGAGGGUCCGUACUACACUCACCUUGGAACUGGCCCGAAUGUAGCAGCAGUGAGAGAGAUGAUAGAGAACAGGUAUGGUGAGAAAGGCAACGCAGUCCGUGUGGAGGUUGUGGUGUAUACUGGCAAAGAGGGGCGGAGCUCGCAGGGUUGCCCAAUCGCCAAGUGGAUCAUACGUCGUGGAAGUGAGGAAGAGAAGUUGUUGUGUCUUGUGCGGCAGCGUGCUGGUCACUGCUGUCCAAACGCAGUGGUCGUCAUUCUAAUCCUGGCCUGGGAGGGGAUCCCACGCGGUGUGGCCGACAGGCUGUACCAGGAGCUCACACAGACUCUCUGCAAACAUGGCUCACCCACUAGCCGCCGCUGUGCCCUCAAUGAAGAUCGUACCUGUGCAUGUCAGGGUCUGGAUCCAGAGACCUGCGGUGCCUCCUUCUCUUUUGGUUGCUCCUGGAGUAUGUACUUCAAUGGCUGCAAGUUUGCACGUAGCAAAACGCCCAGGAAGUUCAGGCUACAGGGAGACUACCCUGAGGAGGAGGAGAAGUUGGAGAGAAAUCUGCAGAAUCUGGCCACAGAUUUGGCACCUGUGUACAGGAAACUGGCUCCUGAGGCCUUUCAGAACCAGGUUGAGCAGGAGCAGCAGGGGCAGGACUGUCGGCUGGGCAGGAGGGAAGGUCGACCAUUCUCUGGUGUGACUGCAUGUGUGGACUUCUGUGCUCAUGCUCACAAAGACACACAUAACAUGACCAAUGGAAGUACUGUGGUAUGCACUUUAACCAAGGAGGAUAACCGUGCAGUGCGAAACAUUCCGGAGGACGAGCAACUGCACGUCCUGCCUCUUUAUAAGAUCUCUGACACGGAUGAGUUCGGCCAUGUUGAGGGCCAGUGGGCUAAGAUGAAGACAGGGGCUCUGCAGGUCCUCUCUGCUUUCCCAAGAGAAGUGAGAGUGCUGGCUGAGCCAGUAAAGUCAGCCCGCAAGAGGAGGAUGGAGGCUAAAAGAGCCCAUGCUGAGAAACUUAACGGCCUGGAUAGUAAGCAGGUCACUCCUGUAAAAGUAAAGAAUGAGUCUCUUAAAGGUUUCAAACACACCUCUGUUGAACAUUCACCAUGUAAAGAAAAGGAAACUCAGAAUCUCUGUUCAAGAAUGCAGUUGCCUGGGGUUCAAGACAUAGGACGACAGUUCUCAGACUUCCAUUCUUCUAGCCCAUACAAGCCGAGUAACACAUGUGCCAGACCUCCUGUGGCCUCCAACUUUGGCACGGCCGCACAUUCUACUUCACCUCACCCAGACUUCCCUCAAUCCCAGCAUGUUUUCUCUGGAGGAACCACCCACAACAAUGGUUCUCAUUCUUUUAAACCUAGCCCAGGACUGGAUGCCUUUCGGCAGAUCUCUGCAGAGAUCUCUGAGCAGAAACCAUUCGGGAACCAGCCAUGUUUGAUUGACCCCAUGAAAUCAAACUUCCAUAACCGCUCUGAUUACUCUCCCUCUUUCAAAUCCGAGCCUGAGGAGAUGCGGUGCUUCCAGGGUGAGGCGGCUCCCACUCUGCUCUCCUCGCCAGUGGCUGAGGGUCUUCACAGUCGGUUGAACUGCCACCCUAGAGGUCAACUAGGCCUUGUGGACCACAACAACCCACCCAUUACUCCAGAGGUGUUUAAAGCAGAGGAGGUAUGGUCAGACAGCGAGCACAAUUUCCUUGACAGCGAUAUUGGUGGGGUUGCGGUGGCUCCCUCUCACGGCUCUAUCCUAAUCGAAUGUGCCCGACGGGAGCUACACGCAACCACUCCUAUCCUACGACCCAACCGCACGCAUCCCACUCGCAUUUCCUUGGUCUUCUACCAACACAAGAGCCUGAAUGCACCUGGUCAUGGCCUGCAACAGUGGGAGGCCAAGAUGGCUAUAAAGGCCAGGGAGAAAGAAGAGGAGGCGGAGCGUCUGGAAGCUUUGGAUGCCAUGGAUAAAAGGUUGAGGGCAAUGGGUUCCAGUACAGAGAGUGAAGAUGAGACUUAUCAAGAUGAGAGACACAAGCUUCAGGUCCCUACCCGUCAAUCGCUAACAGUUACAUGUAAUGGUGUCAUCAUGUCAGCCCCCUACGCCCUCACACAUGUUACUGGGCCUUAUAACCGCUGGACGUGAUAUUUUCCGUGCUUUUCAAGCUAAUGCCUUACCUCAGUUAGUUCUGUUUCUGUCUCACCUGUUUUUAUGUGCCCUCUUUCAGUUGUGAUCUUCAUGUCAGCUUUUACAUUGGACUACCAUUGGUUUUUAACUGUGAGUUCUUGUGUGUGUGUGUGUGUGUUUGUACAUGUCUGUGUUUUUUUAUUGUAAAGAGAUGGUGCUCAGAACAGAUAUUAUAAAACUGGUUUUAUACAUAUAGAUUGAAUUAGUGCAUAGAAGAUGUGAUUAUUUAUUCUGAUCAUUUUUAAAACUAUUUUGUAAUUUAAUUUCUGGUCCAAGCCUGUUUACUGCAAUAGGAUUAUGUCAUCCUUUAAAUGACGUGUGUAGUAAACACUCCGAAUUGACAUUGUCAAAUGUGAGUUCUAUUUUCUUGGGUGCUCUCUUGUAGUUGCUCUUUAAUGGUGCCAUUGUAGCAGUAAGGUUAAAUGACAAUUGGUCAUUAUAACAACUUUACAUUUUACAUUAGAUUGUUGGUCACAUAUUUAAAUUACAGGUAUUGACCUUAUUCACACUAGCACAAUCUUUGAUUUUUAACUGUAAUGAAAACGAGGCUGAUAGGGAUAGACUUACCAUCUCUUUAAUUGCACACACGGUAUGAAGCUGUAUAAAGUUCCUUGAUGCCAUCUGAUUUUUCACAACUCAUGUUGUGUGGAGUUUUUUGUAUACUGAAUGUUCUUGAAAAUAUAUUUUUCACCGUUUUGUCCGCAGAACGAUCCAAAAACACUUUAAACUGCAGUACAACCCAGUGAAUCCUGUCUAUCCCUCACAGCCUCGUUGUCAUUCCCAUCAAAAAUAAAAAUGGCGCUGCUGUGAAAAAGGUCAAUAGCUUUUGGUUUCGUCUCUUCACUUUUCUGGGUAAAUUGUAUUGGUAAUGAAGGUAAAAAAAAAUUGUAAUGUGAAACAUAGUUUCCAGUAAUUAGCAUCUUUUAAAAAGCACUUUGUAUCUUCAAAAAAAAAACUUGAUCUUUGAAGUUUCCAAUAUACACAUUUGUUUUUUAUUGAUUAUCAAGUAUCUACAAUCAAAAUUGUUUGGUGUAUCUUUCUGCAAUUCAAUCAUGAUUAUGAACUUUGCAUAUUUAAGCAAUAAUCAUGGAGGGUUUUAUGCUGCAGUUUGACAACGUGUCAAAAUCAAAACCAUUUAAUUACCUUCAUUUAUGUAAAUGAUCAUGUUAUUUGUUCCCAGUUUCUGAGGUUUGAAACAUGACUUGAAAACAACUUAAUCAUUUUAUGCAUAAUGACACAUUUUUUAUCAUUCAAGCGUGUUAAAAUAUGUGAAAACGAAUUUUCUGUAUGUUUUGUUUUUUUUUACUGGUGCUUUUAAAGAAAUCCCAUGAAACCUCCUGAGAUGUCAUUUCAUAUAUUUGUAUUGCUAAAUGGAGCAUUUUUAUUUUAAAUAAAUCCCUUUUUUUGGUGAGGGGAGCCAUGGAGUAAAUCAAUAUCUGUACAUUUUGAUAUAAACAAAAGUUUGUUAAAUUUUUAUUUGGGUGCAGUGCAUGGAAAGGUCAACUUUAAAACCAUGACAACUUUGUAAUUGCGUGUGUAUCUAGAGGCCUAGUCAAGAUAUUGGCUCAAGUAAAAGCAAAAAGGUUUACAUUACUUUUACAUGAGGUUUAUAGUGAACACAAGGCUGAAAAGUCUUUUUUUAAUUGUUCUUCUUCAAGGUGCUAAAGAGUGUACGUCAGUGUUCAAAACCAUUGUACAACUAAAAUGCUGUUAUAUUUAAGCACUUGAAAAAAAUAUCUUUUCAUGUUAAUUCUGAGAAAUUUUACACAUCAUCUCUGAAAACAUGUUUUGACUAUUAACUCGCACUCUAGUUGCAAAUAUAGGAAAACUCUACAGUAACUCAAUGUGAACCUAUGUUUUGAGGAACUUGAAGUCACAAAGUGGCAUGGGUAUAUUCACGCUACUGUCUCAUCAAUUAAAUCUAUUUUUUGCUGAACAAUGCAACUGUUGUUUUUGUGUAAAACCAUCAUGUAUAACGAAAAUAAGACUAUUGUAACCAUGGGUUUUUUAUGAAACUGCAGUGGUGCUCAUACAUAGUACCAGACAAGUCACAUUUAGGUGCGGCACUAGUUUGGAUCUUUAAUUUUUGGGGGUGUUUAAUAUUUACCUUACUUAAAGCUGAAGUGUGUAUAUUUUUCAGUGUUUAAAUACUUUCUCCUUUUCCACCUUAAUAGGCAGAGACAACCAUAAAUAAGCCAUUUGUAGGUUGGUUCCCCCAAAAAGAGUAAACACUGUGGCACUAUCAAAACAUUGCUCUGUUCGUUUUAGAAUCUGUUGCUGUCUGCUUUUUUUUUUUUUUUUUGGACCAAUGGCAGACAGGGGAACUUAUGCAAUUCCGUUUGGUGACUCUAGUGGUGCAGAAAUUUUACACUUCAGCUUUAAACAUCAUAAGCAUGCUUUAUUGUGUUUUGUCCUUCUUGACCUUGUGUGACACAAAUACUAUGACCCUCACAGUCACCGCAUAUUAAUUCAUUAUGAUUAAAACGUCAGGACUGUCUUUUGGACUCAAUAAAAUUGAAUGGCCUAAGGGAAAUACCAAUGCAAUUUGUUUUAAAGCUCAAUGAUUUUAUUUAUUUUUCUAAGCUAUAGUUUUCUUUGAAUUAUGCUUUGGUUUGUCUCCAUGUCCCUGUUCAAACCCUGUAUUAUUUGUGUGAAUUCAAUUUAUAACUACGCAACUACUGAUACAUCUAGCAUUUUAUACGUUUGGCUCACAUAAUCUCAUUUCAGUAAUCAAAAAGAGUGUACAUGGCCCUCACAGCAACAUUUGGUAAAAGAAAACAAAAUCUGAAGUAAAUAUUGUUACAUUCCUUUUCAAACCAAUACAGUAUUCACCUGGCUAUCCACAUUAUAAAUCUAUUGCAUGUUUCUCAUCCUUUGUUGUAGUUUUUUCCUCCCUCUUUUCUCAGGUAGUCUGUGCCCUCAUGUAACUUUGGACAUAAGCUUUUAGGAUUCUCACAUUGUCUUCCAAUCAAAUUCUCAAAAAUGUUAAUUUACUUUUGUUUAUAUUUUGUGAAAUGGUCAAGUGGUUCCCCUUAUGUCAUCUUCAAUGAAUUAACUUGUUUGGCAGUUAUGUUCUAUAUACUGUGAAUGUCUAUACUGAUGGGUUAAGGGGGAAGUGUGUAAAAAAAAAAAAAAGAAAUUAGAAAAAUCUCCUUUCCCAACUUUUAUUGCAGAGGCAACUUUUAAGGCAACCAUUCGGUUCCGGCAAAAUAUAUAAACAGUGAGGCACUAUUAAAAUAUUGCUCUGUUGUUUGUUUGAGUAUCCCAACUGGCCCAGUAUAGCAGCAAUGACAAAACCAGUGAGUUUGGGGUGGGACUUUGUUUUUUGUUUUUUUUUGUGGUUUAGAAAUUACACACUUCACCUUUAAGUCUGAAUGUAAGCCAUUGUGGGCAACAUUAUAUGUUGUGAUCUAUAAUGUCAAAUUGUACACCUACUUGUAAAAUCAAACAAGAACAUAUUAUGACUUGAAGAUUUCAUUCUAUAUGACAUGGAAUGUUUUGUCAAGAAAGAAAACACCAGCUUUUGAGAUUUUUCUUUAAAUAAAACAAAUAAAAUGCACAGUUGUAAGCUA